This is a messenger RNA of Raphanus sativus (radish), 2207 nucleotides long. RefSeq names its product putative cysteine-rich receptor-like protein kinase 39. The coding region runs from base 120 to 2096 and encodes 658 amino acids. The record is from RefSeq and is a predicted model, not a curated record. Gene Ontology annotation, biological process: protein phosphorylation. The transcript is spliced from 7 exons. NCBI's taxonomy places the organism in Eukaryota, Viridiplantae, Streptophyta, Magnoliopsida, Brassicales, Brassicaceae. Gene Ontology annotation, molecular function: protein kinase activity; ATP binding.
GCAACGUUCUCUGAUCUCACCUAUAAAUAUAACAAAGCUCUUAAAUCAAUUGCUUCUUAACGAGAAAGAGAAACACUCUUCUUCUGAAUUUUUUUUUUCUUCUUUCACUAUUUUAAAUAAUGGGUCGUCGCAACCCUGCUUUGAUAAUGUUCCUCUCUUCUUCUCUUCUUAUUGUCCUUCAAAACCUCGACGUCGUUAACGCCGUCACGUGUAGCGGAAGCUUCAUCAACGGUAACAGCAGCUACUUUCAGAAUCGCCACGAUCUCUUCUCCACUCUAGCCUCAAAAGUCGUCGCCAACGGCGGAUUCUACAACGCCUCACUCGGUAAAAGUCCUAACUCAGUUCACGCUCUUGUCCUCUGCCAAAGAGGCUACAAUCGACAAGACUGUAUCAGUUGUGUCGAAAAAGUGACACAGGAGAUAGAAACUGGUUGUCCAAACCGCAUGGAUUCGUUCAAGUGGGACAAUGACGAUGGAGACCAUGUUUCUUGUCUUGUAAGUUCCUCAAACCACUCAACUUUGGGGAACCUUGAGCUUGAACCUUCUGCGAUAUAUCCAAAUGCACUUAGUAUCGAGUCAUCGAAGGACAUGACGCUUUUCAGACAACAGUGGGAAGCAACGGUUAAUCGGACCCUCGAGGAUGCCACGGAAGCUGAAACCUCCUCCAUACUUAAGUACUAUAGUGCUGUAGAAGCCGAGUUCACGGAGUAUCCAAAUGUAUACAUGCUGAUGCAAUGCACGCCCGACAUAACUUCCCGAGAGUGCAAGAUAUGUUUGGAAAAGUGUGUGACAUAUUUUAAGAAACAGUUUUGGGGAAGACAAGGAGGCGAGGUUAGUCUUCCGAGCUGUGUUUUCAGGUGGGAUCUAUAUGCUUUCCAUGGUGCUUUUGAUAAUUUAACAAGGGUUCCUGCACCUCCUAGAUCUCCGGCUCAGGCAAACGGAACCUUUAUAACUGACAAGAAAGGAAGAAGCAUCAGGUAUAGCAGAAUUAUUGCGAUUAUUGGGGUUCCUACUCUCAUUAAUCUGUUGGUAUUUAUUGGUCUCAUAAAAUUCUAUGUUCGGAGGAAAAACUCAUACAACGGAUACAAUAAUGUUGGUAUUGCAGAGUACUCUGAUUCUAAUGGCCAACCUAUGUUACGGUUUGAUCUUGGUACAAUUUCAAUGGCAACCAAUGAUUUUUCGUCCGAAAAUAAGCUUGGCCAAGGUGGAUUUGGUGCGGUCUAUAAGGGGACAUUACCAAAUGGGCAAGAGAUAGCUGUGAAGAGAUUAACCAAAGGUUCAGGACAAGGGGAGAUAGAGUUUAAGAAUGAGGUUUCACUCUUGACAAGGCUCCAACACAAGAAUUUGGUUAAGCUUCUUGGAUUUUGUAAUGAAGAAGAUGAAGAGAUUCUUAUCUACGAGUUUGUCCCCAACUCAAGUCUUGAUCACUUUAUUUUCGAUGAAGAGAAGCGUUCACUUCUUACGUGGGAGGUGCGAUUCAGAAUUAUAGAAGGCAUUGCUCGAGGUCUACUUUAUCUUCAUGAAGAUUCUCAGCUAAAGAUUAUUCACCGAGACUUGAAAGCAAGCAACAUCCUUUUAGAUGCGGAGAUGAACCCUAAAGUUGCAGAUUUCGGGACAGCAAGGUUGUUCGAAGAAGAUGAGACGAGAGCUGAAACAAGACGAAUAGCUGGAACCCGUGGAUAUAUGGCUCCUGAAUACCUGAAUCACGGGCAAAUCUCAGCUAAGUCUGAUGUAUAUAGCUUCGGUGUUGUGCUUCUAGAGAUCAUAAACGGUGGGAAAAACAAUAGCUUCAAAGGAGAAGGACUUGCAGCUUAUGCAUGGAAGAGAUGGGUUGAAGGAAAGCCUGAGAUUAUAAUCGAUCCUUUCUUGGUAGAGAAUCCGAGUAACGAGAUCAUAAAGUUGAUUCAGAUUGGUUUGUUGUGUGUUCAAGAGAAUGCAGGGAAGAGACCAACCAUGAGCUCAGUAAUAGUUUGGCUAGGCAGUGAGACUAUCACCAUUCCUUUACCUAACACUCCUGCUUUCACUGGAAGCAUGUCCCAAUCUGAGAAAGGUACAACGUCAAUAAGCAACGUCUUCACGGAGUUGAGUUUUCGAUGACUUGUUUCGAUCGUUUUGUUUGCGUACACUAAUUCAACGUCAAUAAGCAAGUGUCCAUCGCCACUACUAAGUUUGGGACUGGAAUACUGGUGACAUCCAAUAUAAUAAAAA